AGUGGUAGAGCUGGUUCCUGCUCGCCGCCGUGCCGCGCGCGCCGGCCGGCCGCUGGGCGCUCCGCGCUCCCAGCCCCGAGUUGUGCAAUCCUUUGUAGCACGCCAGAGAGUCCUCCUCCUUCGCUGUUGCCUCUCGCCCUCUCUCUCUUUUUUUUCAAGCUGUGAGCUCAACCGAUGAGUCAGAGCAGUGCAAUCCUGACACUGCAUCGCAGGACUGGGGGUGACACGGAGGGAGGGAGAGCGAUCGCGAGGCGGACACUACGGGCGCGGGCUGCGUCGAGGCUCCUGAGCCACGAGCGAGGGGUGACAGCCCGCGCGUGCCGCCCGGACCCUGCCAGCAAACUUCCCAGCCUUUGGAGGCGCGGGCUGGCGGAAGCCCUGCGAGCGCCGCGGGGAGGCGGCGGCGCCUGUUUGUUUUCAAAAUCGGGAGUGCGUGCAGGCGGCAGUAGCCUGGGAGGCGACCCGAAGGCGGCGGCCUGCGGCGGAAAGGGGACAGCCGAUGCUGGAGCUCGAGCAGGAGCAGGGCUGCAGGGCCCCGUGGAGCAUCAUGAACUGGGAAGAGUAGAGGAGCCCAAGAGCCUCUCUUUGAAGAGCAAGGAAGAGCCAGCUGUUCUUUCUCCCUGUGUCUGACCACACCAUCCAGCAUUUCUGCUGCCCCCACUGGCUGCUGGACUAGGGCCAGACUUCCAGCACGACUGUCCCCCAGGGGAUGGGCAACUGGUGAAGUAGGUCUCACUGUCGGGGCCCCGUUGGCCACACCAUGAACCUCCAGGCCCAGCCCAAGGCUCAGAACAAGCGGAAGCGUUGCCUCUUUGGGGACCAGGAACCAGCUCCCAAGGAGCAGCCCCAACCCCUGCAAGCCCCACAGCAGCCCCAGGCCCCUCCACAGUCCACCAGAGUGAAGGAGGAGCCUUACUUUGGGCACGAGGGUCCGGCAGGGGCUGCCCCUGCCUCCCAGCCAGUGGAACUCCCCCCUCCCAACAGCCUGGCCCUGCUGAACUCUGUGGUGUAUGGGUCUGAGCGAACCAUGUUGUCCCAGCAGGUGGGCUCAGUCAAGUGGCCCAACUCUGUGAUGGCUCCAGGGCGGGGCCCGGAGCGUGGAGGGGGUGGGGGGGUCAGUGACAGCGGCUGGCAGCAGCAGCCUGGCCAGCCUCCACCCCACUCAACGUGGAACCGCCACAGCUUGCCCCUCUACAGUGGACCCAAGGGGAGCCCUCAUCCUGGCAUGGGGGUCUCUACCUACUAUAACCACCCUGAGGCACUGAAGAGGGAGAAAGGAGGGGGGCCGCAGCUGGACCGCUAUGGAAACGCAGUGCGGCCAGUGAUGCCACAGAAGGUGCAGCUGGAGGUAGGGCGGCCCCAGGCACCCCUGAACUCUUUCCACAUGGCCAAGAAGGCCCCCAACCAGACGCUGCCCCUGCAGCCCUUCCAGCUGGCGUUCGGCCACCAGGUGAACCGGCAGGUCUUCCGGCAGGGCCCGCCGCCCCCCAACCCUGUUGCUGCCUUCCCGCCGCAGAAGCAGCAGCAGCAGCAGCAGCAGCAGGCAACCCUGCCCCAGAUGCAGCUCUUUGAGAACUUCUACCCCAUGCAGCAGCCACCCUCUCAGCAGCCCCAGGACUUUGGCCUGCAGCCGGCCGGGCCACUGGGGCAGCCCCACUUGGCUCACCACAGCAUGGCACCCUACCCCUUCCCGCCCAACCCUGACCUGAACCCAGAACUGCGAAAGGCCCUCCUGCAGGAGUCGGCCCCGCAGCCUGUGCUACCUCAGGCCCAGAUCCCCUUCCCCCGCCGCUCCCGCCGCCUCUCUAAGGAGGGCGUCCUGCCUUCCACCGCCCUGGAUGGGGCUGGCACCCAGCCUGGGCAGGAUCCUGCCAGCAACUUGUUCCUGCAUCACUGGCCCUCGCAGCAGCCACCACCUGGCCCCCUGGGGCAGCCUCAUCCUGAAGCUCUGGGAUUCCCGCUGGAGUUGAGGGAGUCACAGUUGCUGUCUGACGGGGAGAGACUGGCACCCAACGGUCGCGAGCGGGAGGCUCCUGCCAUGGGCAACGAGGAGGGCGUGCGGGCAGUGGGCACGGGGGACUGUGGGCAGGUGCUACGGGGUGGGGUGAUCCAGAGCACGAGACGGAGGCGCCGGGCGUCCCAGGAGGCCAACCUGCUGACCCUGGCUCAGAAGGCCGUGGAGCUGGCCUCACUGCAGAACACAAAGGAUGCCAAUGGCUCUGAAGAGAAGCGGAAAAGUGUACUGGCUUCAACUACCAAGUGUGGGGUGGAGUUUUCUGAGCCCUCCUUAGCUGCCAAGCGAGCACGGGAGGACAGCGGGAUGGUGCCCCUCAUCAUCCCAGUGUCUGUGCCUGUGCGGGCUGUGGACCCAACCGAGGCGGCCCAAGCUGGAGGUAUUGAUGAGGAUGGAAAGGGUCCUGAACAGAACCCCACUGAACACAAGCCAUCGGUCAUCGUCACCCGCAGGCGGUCCACCCGUAUCCCUGGUACUGAUGCCCCAGCUCAGGCUGAGGACAUGAAUAUCAAGUUGGAGGGGGAAACUUCAGUGCGGAAACCAAAGCAGCGGCCGAGGCCUGAGCCCCUGAUCAUCCCCACCAAGGCGGGCACUUUCAUCGCCCCUCCCGUCUACUCCAACAUCACCCCAUACCAGAGCCACCUGCGCUCCCCUGUCCGCCUCGCCGACCACCCCUCUGAGCGGAGCUUUGAACUGCCCCCCUACACACCACCUCCCAUCCUCAGCCCCGUGCGGGAAGGCUCCGGACUCUAUUUCAAUGCCAUCAUGUCGACCAGCAGCAUCCCAGCCCCUCCUCCCAUCACACCAAAGAGUGCCCAUCGCACCCUGCUCCGGUCUAAUAGCGCUGAAGUCACCCCGCCUGUCCUCUCUGUGAUGGGGGAGGCGACCCCUGUGAGCAUUGAGCCACGGAUCAAUGUGGGCUCCCGGUUCCAAGCGGAAAUCCCCUCAAUGAGGGACCGUACCCUGGCGGCUGCAGACCCCCACAAGGCAGACUUGGUGUGGCAGCCGUGGGAGAACCUAGAGAGCAGCCGGGAGAAGCAGAGGCAAGUGGAGGACCUGCUGACAGCUGCCUGCUCCAGCAUUUUCCCUGGAGCCGGCACCAACCAGGAGCUGGCCUUACACUGUCUGCAUGAGUCCAGGGGAGAUAUCCUGGAAACGCUGAAUAAGCUGCUACUGAAGAAGCCCCUGCGGCCCCACAACCACCCGCUGGCAACUUAUCACUACACAGGCUCCGACCAGUGGAAGACGGCCGAGAGGAAGCUGUUCAACAAGGGCAUUGCCAUCUACAAGAAAGAUUUCUUCUUGGUGCAGAAGCUGAUCCAGACCAAGACUGUGGCCCAGUGUGUGGAGUUUUACUAUACCUACAAGAAGCAGGUGAAGAUUGGACGGAAUGGGACGCUAACCUUCGGGGAUGUGGAUACAAGUGAUGAAAAGUCAGCCCAUGAAGAGGCUGAAGUGGAUAUUAAGACUUCUCAGAAGUUCCCAAGGGUGCCUCCUCCAAGAAGAGAGUCCCCAAAUGAAGAGAGGCUGGAGCCUAAGAGGGAAGUAAAGGAGACCAGGAAGGAAGGGGAGGAGGAGAUGCCAGAGACCCAGGAGAAGGGGGAGCAGGAAGAGGGGCGAGAGCGAAGCCGGCGGGCAGCAGCCGUCAAAGCCACACAGACACUACAGGCCAAUGAGUCGGCCAAUGACAUCCUCAUCCUCAGAAGCCACGAGUCCAAUGCCCCUGGGUCUGCGAGUGGCCAAGUCUCAGAGAAGCCAAGGGAGGGGCCAGGGAAGUCACGAAGGGCACUACCGUUUUCAGAGAAGAAGAAAAAAGCAGAGACAUUUAACAAGACCCAGAACCAGGAGAAUACGUUCCCUUGUAAAAAAUGUGGCAGGGUGUUUUACAAGGUGAAGAGUCGCAGCGCCCACAUGAAGAGCCACGCAGAGCAGGAGAAGAAGGCGGCCGCUCUGAGGCAGAAGGAAAAAGAGGCCGCCGCCGCCGCCGCCACCGCGGCCGCUGCCUCCUCCCACCAGCCGGCCCUGCGGGAGGAGAGCGGCGCCGGCGAGAGGGGCUGACACGGCGGGCUCCGGCACCUACCCAAGCCUGCCGACGUCCUGUCAGCACCCGGAAUCUCCGGAGGGAGAGAUCACGUGGACUAGUCUCCGCAAAACGAAUAGGACGAUUAAAUAAACGGCUCUUUUAUUUAUAAAGGUCCCAGGAGCAGUGUAAAGGGGCUGCAAGAUCCAGUUCUCUUGCCUUUGGUCUGUCGGAAGUUGUCUUCGUGCUUUCCUAGAACUGGGAGAGGCCCUGCUCCCUGGGGCCGCCCACCGGGAGGGGCUCCAGUGCUGCCACCGCUUGCUCUCGCGCUCUCUCUCUCUCUCUCCCUCUCUCUCUCCCUCCCUCUCUCUCUCCCUCUCUCUCCCUCUCUCUCUCUCUCCUCUCUCCCUCUCUCCCUCUCUCUCUCCCUCUCUCUCUCCCUCUCUCUCUCCCUCUCUCUCUCCCUCUCUCUCUCCCUCUCUCUCUCCCCUCUCUCUCUCUCUCCCUCUCUCUCUCUCUCUCUCAUGGACCUCCGCUACCGACCUCUGCUACCGUGCUCCCUCUUUGCUCCUGCUGCUCCCUUCUCACCAAGGAAAGCCAAGCACUAGAGCGCCCCUUUGCAGCAUUAAUCCUCCUCCCCAGGGGACCUGCACGGGCCCUGCCCCAAGCCCCCGAAAGAGGGACUCACUGGGAGGAAGGGUGGUGGCCAGCUCUGAGAGGGAGCUCAGCGUGGCACCUGUGCUGUCUCCUGCAGGACAGUGUUCAGGUCAUGCUGCUCUAGUGACUAGAUCUUCAGAGAGGCCACCUCCUCCCUAGGAGGGAGGCUAUCAGAGCAUGCAGGGAGAGAGACCAGGACUGCUACCUAUCCCUUUGCUGCUUGCUAGCAGCCUGCUGGGGCUGGGAAGUGUUUUCAGAUGUUUGGGGAAGGGGCCACUGUUCCUGUCCAAGCUCUCAGCCCGCUGGAGGGAAGGGAAAUGUACAGAGGAUAGAAGCUGCAGUUUUGCUUCAGGGUUAGGCCUAGGGAGCUUUUGAUAAGUCUUGGCUCUCCCAGCUUGCCACCUUUUUGCCAGAUACCUUUGGGCCUUGGAGGCUGCUAAGGAAGCUUAACCUAGGACCUAGGCCCAGCCUGCUCCUUCUUGGUGCAGGUUCCCCGCCUGCUUCUGUCCUGCCCUUGGCAGCUGCCACCUAACCUCACCCAACCUGGUCUAGAGCUGAUAGAGCCCAGCCCCUAGUCCUGCAUGCUGGAGAUUUCUGGAUCCUUCCCUGGGAGGGGGGAGGUCUCCUAGCCAGAUUGGACAGGAGCCUUCAUUCCUUGACUUGUGUCAUUUGGGAGCUAUUUAUUUAUUGUUAAUAUUUAAUUUUUAACAUCCUCUCAGGGACCAGGGGCUUCCUGCUUUCCAGAGGCCCAAGUGCAUUUAUCCCAAAACAAGGCACUUUCUUAGCAUCCGCCCCCCCCCCCCCCCCCAUUCCCAAGACCCUAAGAACCCUCGCGUUGUUGCUCUGAAGUUUUCCCAAUAGGAAUGAUAGUAGCACUGAAAGAGGGUGGAAAGGUGGAAGGUGUCACAAAGCCCCACAGAGACUAGCAGGAUCAAGGGAGAUCAAAGGCAGUUCUUGUUGCUACCUCUUUUCUGGCUGUACUUUCAAGUUGCCUGAGGGGACUGGCUGAAAGCCAGCAUUCUGGUUUUGCUUCUGGCUUGAAGAAGCCAUAUUUGGUGUGAAGUCACUGAAGUGAAAGAGCUGGAAGGUUCUGGAGGCCCCUUCACUUGCCAGUCCCAUAGGAGGGCUGAGUUGUUUUUCUGAUCUUGUUAUUCAACUUUAGUUGCAUAAAAGAAGUUCUAAAUGAAUGCAAGUAUAUGAUAGGUUAACAUGUUAGGAAGAGCCAAAAAAGUAUUCAUUCUGCUACUCUGAUGAGAUAGCCUAAAGGCAUCGUGUUGGUAACUGGGAGUGGGGAGGGAGUUUUGUUUCUUAACUAUGCACUAUCUGGUAUUUUUUAGCAUUCAUUUAUGCAUUAAUAUGGUUAUACAGGAACUCAGCUAUGGGAGUAACAAAAUUCUCCCCGCCGCCCCCACCAACUCCUGACGGCUACCUAAGACCUCCAACUUCCCAGUUUCUUCCAUAGGCUUCUGUAUGGAAGCUCAAUAUCCCAAGAUAGCAAAAAUUUGGUAUACUGUCCCCAAACAGGAGGGUAGCAAAUUUAGGCUCUCUUCUAAAUCACAUGUGUAAUAUGAGUGCCUUCACAGCUUCUCCCCAAAGUGCUACUUAUGUUUCCCAAGGUUUUUUCUAUUUAAACCUAUUUAGUUUUAGGCCUCUUUUUUGGAUAUGUGGUAACAGAAACCUCCUUCAUCUAAAGUGAUUCUCCUCUAAGCUCACGGAGACCAGACCAGGUGAAUGUAGGUGAGAAAAUCAAGAUGGUAACUCUCUGUAUUAACCCCACCAGACACCGUAUUUUAGAAGAGUUUAUGCUCCAGGAUGGAUUUAUAUCUAGAAUGCAGUGUGAAAGGUAAAAUGUUUAGAGGGCAGAUGCAAUUGUGGCAAGUGACCUGCCAGUAAAGUAGGUGUAGCCGCAGAGGCUGGCAUAGGUCUAUCCUUUAUGGUGCUUUCUCCCUGUGGACACAUUAGGCUAAUAUUUUGUCUUGUCUUUUUCUUUUUUCUUCUAUUCAGAGCUCUUUGCUUUAAGAAGUUAAAUGACAAACACCUUCAGCUUUAUAAUCUCCUACCCACACCAUCUCACAUAGCUCACAUAUCCAUCUCUCAGCCUCCAUCUACACUCAGCUAAGGGCAUGAAACUGACCUAGUGCCUGUGUUCUAGACCAUUUCUGAGGUCUCUUACCUACCCAGGGAGACAGUGCUUCAGCACUGUCCUCCAUGCCUUCAGCAGCCCCCUCAUCGCUAAUGUACACACCCAUUCCUUCGGCCACCCCACUUCCACCCCUGGCACAGAGGUCAUGUGCUGCUUAUGUCUAAAGGGAUUCCCUAUAUUUAACUGCCUCAGUGACCUAAUCUAUUCUCAUGUGCCAGAUGUUAAGAUGAAGGAGGAAUACAACAUGGACUCAAGCCUCAGCCAUUUAAAUAUGUUUUCACUGGGGCUCACUUUUCUCGGAUGGUAUUUAUUACCAGAUUGGCAAACCUAAGUCCUUAGGUAUACAGGAAGUAUGCAUAUUUUUAUAAAACAAUUGUAUGUCCUCCUUAUACUUUGCUGUGUUAAUAUUUGCCUCUAACAAUUUGCAGCUGUUUCACCUUUUCCUCAUUUGUCUCUUAGUCGAAGGCCUUGUUGGAGGGGACAGAGCACAGGAACAGCCUUGACAGUCUGUAAUUAUUGUAAAAAUAUUUUAAUAGCAUAUAAAUAAGUAUAUCCCUUUUAUUUUGAAAAAAAUCAGACACUGCCUUUUGUGUGUUUGCUGCCUGUGGCACCCUUUUUUAAAGACUGUUACAUAUUAAAAUAGUGUACAUAUAUAUAAAUAUUACCUCUUUUGCUGUACAGUUGUGAUAGACCAGACUGAAGAUUUUAUUUUUUGUGUGCUUUUUAUAAAAAAAAAAAUUAACACACUAAAGAAAAUCUUGCUGAUGUGAUUGUAAUGUACCUAUGUAACUUAUUUACUUUUGAAUGUCCUUCUGUAUCUUUAAACCUUUUAUUAAAUAAGGUUUUAAAAAUUCA
This is a messenger RNA of Camelus dromedarius (Arabian camel), 7689 nucleotides long. It is a transcript of the gene MIDEAS, whose product is annotated as mitotic deacetylase associated SANT domain protein. The record is from RefSeq and is a predicted model, not a curated record. Bases 761 to 4072 code for a protein of 1103 amino acids. The transcript has 13 exons. Gene Ontology annotation, cellular component: histone deacetylase complex; transcription regulator complex. NCBI's taxonomy places the organism in Eukaryota, Metazoa, Chordata, Mammalia, Artiodactyla, Camelidae. Gene Ontology annotation, molecular function: transcription corepressor activity. Gene Ontology annotation, biological process: regulation of transcription by RNA polymerase II; negative regulation of DNA-templated transcription.